Molecule: messenger RNA, 2817 nt
Organism: Esox lucius (northern pike)
Lineage: Eukaryota; Metazoa; Chordata; Actinopteri; Esociformes; Esocidae
Gene: qrsl1
Product: glutaminyl-tRNA amidotransferase subunit QRSL1
Exons: 11
Coding region: 348-1916 (522 amino acids)
Biological process (GO): mitochondrial translation; glutaminyl-tRNAGln biosynthesis via transamidation
Cellular component (GO): mitochondrion; glutamyl-tRNA(Gln) amidotransferase complex
Molecular function (GO): glutaminyl-tRNA synthase (glutamine-hydrolyzing) activity
Source: RefSeq, a predicted model, not a curated record
ACACAUAAAUUAGCAAGCCAUGCACGCGGCUACAAACAAGCGACUACAGUCAGAUAGCUCAUGUAACUUCCACGAGUUAAAGCAGUGGACAGUUACAGAUAUUGUCGCUUUUAAGUCUGGAAAACGAUCUCACUUCACUCCAGCACUUACAGCCUCGUCUGGAAUGCUGACAACUUCUAAUGUACUCAACCAAUUGCAGUGCCGUUUGCUAAUCCCACAUCCAAUCACAAAGCGCGAUGGUGGAGAUUCUAGAAGUGCAACAAACAUGGCAGCCCCCUGUCACCGCAAACAUUGAAGGUUGCUUGUGGAUUUGACAAGUUACAUUUGCACAUAGAGAACAUGAAAGCAUGCUGAGCUUGUCGAUCAAAGAGGUCUCCUUGGCUCUGAAGGAGGGUAGGAUCUCCCCCACAGAACUGUGUCGAAAAUGCCUGAACCGUAUCAAGAAGACACACCAUCUCAAUGCUUACAUCACUGUGUCAGAGGAGCUGGCAUUAAAACAAGCACAUGAGGCUGAGAGCAGACUCUCCAAAGGUGUCUCCAAAGGUCCUCUUGAUGGAAUUCCGUUUGCUGUGAAGGACAACUUCUGCACAGAGAACAUAAAGACCACCUGUGCCUCCAACAUGCUAAAAGACUAUACUCCUCCUUACAAUGCCACAGUGGUUCAGAAGCUCCUCGACCAGGGUGCUGUUCUCAUGGGCAAAACUAACCUAGACGAGUUUGCAAUGGGGUCAGGCAGUACUGACAGUGCUUUUGGUCCAGUCCGGAACCCGUGGAGCUAUGAGGCUGCAUACAGGGAGAAGUCUGGGGCUGACCCAGACGCCGACUGGGUCAUUGCUGGGGGAAGCUCUGGAGGAAGUGCUGCAGCCGUGGCUUCUCUCACCAGUUUCUUUUCUUUGGGGUCGGAUACAGGUGGAUCCACCCGUAACCCAGGGGCCCUGUGUGGCGUUGUGGCCCUGAAGCCCACCUAUGGCCUGGUGUCCAGGCACGGUCUGAUCCCACUGGUCAACUCCAUGGAUGUCCCAGGCAUCAUAACCCGGAGUGUCCAUGACGCAGCCACCGUCCUGGGCGUCCUCCAAGGCCACGAUGUAAAAGACUCCACUACUGUAACCGACCACCCCACCCCAUUGACGGGCCUACCCGAUGACUUUGACCCCAGGAACAUCCGUGUGGGGAUUCCCAAGGAAUACCAUGGCCCAGGUCUGUCCCAGGAGACGCUGGCCCAGUGGAGCCGUGUGGCGGACAUGUUUGAGCAGGCGGGGUUUCAGGUGGAGCAGGUGUCCCUCCCCCACACCCAGCAUUCCAUCGUCUGCUACCACGUCCUGUGCCAUGCCGAGGUGGCGUCCAACAUGGCACGCUUUGACGGCCUGGAAUAUGGCCACCGUAGUGAUGUCAGCAGUUCAACAGAGGCCAUGUACGCCGCCACUCGUCAUGGGGGAUUCAACGAUGUAGUCCGAGGAAGAAUCCUGUCAGGGAAUUACUUCCUGCUUAAACAGAACUAUGAGCACUACUUUGUAAAGGCACAGCAGGUGCGCCGGCUGAUAAACGAGGACUUCAGGCGGGUAUUCGGCUCAGGUGUGGACGUGCUGCUCACGCCCACCACGCUGAGCGAUGCCAUGCGCCACACCGACUUUGUUCAGGAAGACAACCGGACGCGCAGCGCUCAGGAGGACAUCUUCACACAGCCCGCUAACAUGGCAGGGCUCCCUGCUGUUUCUGUACCAACAGCAUUAUCCAGCAGAGGCCUUCCCAUUGGCCUGCAGCUGAUAGGCCCCGCCUUCCAGGACAGGAGCCUGCUUACGGUAGCCCAGUGGAUAGAGCAGAAGGUGGGCUUCGCCCCCAUCCGUUACCAUGGAGAUGCUGGAGAGGGUGAAAUAAGGGUGGAUGUCCGUGAUAGAGAACAGAACUUCGCUGUAUGAGUGGAAAAGUGGAGACCAAGCCAGUUAAUACAGACCUCAGGUGGAUGGUUUUAUCAUGGUUGAGGAAAGGACCAUUGGAAAGAAGCCUUUUCUGGUUACUGAUCAGGUAACUGACAGCCAGGGAAAUCAAUGCAUCACUUUUCUCUGGCGGUUUUCCAGUAUGUCAAUAUGAAUGAAUUACUUGGGUUACGUGAACUUGGGCAUCGAACAGUGACAAUAAGGUGUGGAGAACACCAUUGCAUCAACAUCCUUUCAGUAACAACUGUUGUGAAAUGUUGAAAUGAAAUGUAGCAGUUUAACUUGGCUAUGAGAUAUUGUUUGAAGAUAAAUACUAAUGCAACAUGUUAUGUUUGUCUGUAAAUAGAAUGUUUUAGGUGUGGCUUUACAAAUCCCAUAUUUGCCCUUAUCUUGUGUAAUCUGUACAGAAAAAAAUCACCUGUUGUUUCCUCACAAAAGACUUAUCAAUAUUUGUUCAAACAAAAGAACGUGAAACACUUUCAACACAGUGCAGAGAGUAAAACCUUCCCAGGCAACUUAAAAGAAUGUCUGCCUUAUUUGUGCUGAUACGAUAAGCCCAACAAAUCUCAAAAGUACCUAUUUUGUAAAUGGACAGUGGUCGUUAACGGUUGCAGACCUAAACGGCACCGUGGAGACGGUUGUGAGAAGACUACCUAAGACUAUGUUGUCAUGUGAUCCUGUCCAACAUGACCCAGUGCUAAUUUGAUCCCCUCUUUAUGUUUUUUCGAUUGGGUGUCAGGUUACCUGAAUGGUGAUGCAGGGUCAGUUCAGCCUUAUUGAUCAAUUAGAUUCACAAUUUUGUUGACGAUAGUCACUCCCACAUUUUAGUGCCAAGUACACCUACAGUUUGGGAAAAAAAUUAUUUGAUCCCCUGCUGAUUUUG